GUGUUCGCCUUCAUCUGCGGCCUGAUCGUGAUCCUGCUGAUGAUCCUGUGCCUGGCCUCGUCCAACUGGCUGGUGGCGCACAAGUUCCGGCAGGGGCUCUGGGAGCAGUGCGUCGAGGAGGACGCACCACUCCCGCUCCCCUUCGGUCUCAACGUCAAGCCCGGCUGCUACGUGGCACGCACUGUCGCAUACAUCCAAGCGGCGGCGGCGCUGUGCGUGAUCACGUUGCUGUGCGACAUAGCGGCCACAGUGAUGACGGGGUGCGGCCUGUGCAGCAAGAACCCGGUCCGCAAGUACCUCAUGUACAGGCUGGCCUUCUACGUCAUGGUCUGCGCGUUGCUGUGCAUCCUGAUAGCCCUGGUGAUCUACCCGGCCUGCUUUGCGGCCGAGAUAGAGGAGAGCAACCGGCAGCUGUGGGAGUUUGGCUGGGCCUAUGGCGUGGGCUGGGGGGCUGCCAUCUUCCUCUUCGGCGCCAUCUUGCUCCUCCUGUGUGACAAGGAAACGGAGGAGAUCUACUACCGAGAGCGAACUGUGCCCCACGACGGCGGCGCGGACUCCAAGGCGUAGCGUCCGAGGUGGUCGGCUGUCGAAACGACGGACAAACUCGCUUGGCCGCGCAACCACCCCGUGGGGUGGUCGCGCGACUUCACGCGGAUCAUGGUCACGUGACUUCGCGCUGAUUGCGGCCACGCGACUUGGGGCUCCGUGGCACGCCGUGUGAACCGAGAAAAAGCCUCGUCGUUGUUGUCGCCCACCCGGAUAGCUCCUCCUCAAGUUCGCGACGUCGGGAUCGCGACGGGGGACAUCUUUCUGCAUCGUCUGCUUCUUCCGGACGCGUCGGCCAUCGUCUGCUGCGACCGUUGCUCUCCGUAAAGUAUUGGGAAAUCUGCUCGCCGAUAAUUAUUUCGGCGGUGCUUCUUAGGGAAUGUGCGGAGGUGCAAUUGGUAUGCGGGGUUGUUGAGUCUUGGGGUGACUUCCUUUUGGACGUAGGCAAUUGGUUAAAUAUGUAAUAGGAUAAAAACAUGAGAUUUGGUUCUGAUGCUAUUUGUGAAAGAUGCAAGACCAGGCAUUUCUUGAAUGUUUAUGGAUUGGAAACAAGUAUAGAUGUUUGCCAGAAAUGAAGCGAAAUCAUGCAUUUUAUAGGUCUUAAAGUACUAGUUACCUUCUUGAGACUACCAGGAUCUUAGGGUGAAAACCUAGAUUUUGAAGUGGGAACCUUGGGACAGUUGUGGGAAGGGGUACCGGAAGUAAGGAUGUUGUAUUAAUUUUACUAUUUGAGAUGUCCGCCAGCAAUUGCCUGUUUCCAUUCCACCUUUUGCUGCAGGCUCCAUGAUGUGUGUUUGAUGUGUCCAAAGUAACUUUAGGGCUUUUAGCCAUGUUCAGGCCAUGUUGCUCCCAUCGCUGCUAAAGGAAGAGUUCAGGGGGUGGUGAGGAAGAGCGACGGUACCCACACUUCCUCGCAGACCCCUGCCACUUUUUUUGAGCACAUUGACUCGCCCUAGAGAAAAUUCUUAAUUGAAGAGCCAAUCCACCGUUCAUUUGCGUUUUUUCUUCUCAAAGCUGACACUCUAAUGGGUGCAGUUCUGGCUUAGCACCGACCGAACCUGGGUAGCUGUUUACUGUUCCCACGCUAUGUUUCAUGUGAUUGCAAGUGAUGCUAUGGCCCUUUGGCAGCUUUUUUCCUGCUCACUAGUGACAGACUUUUGGCCUUGGGUUUGUGUGGCCUACGCAUCCCAGGGGGUAUGGUUGAGCAUCCAACAAAACUGGCUUCCGUAUUGUCACAGAGGUGGUUUUGAGCUUGGUAGAGUUUUUCACGUGCAUGCGAGACUCCUAUCUCGGUCUUUAUUUCGGUUUUCAUCACAGCCACAGGAAAUGUGCAGCCAGUGUUCACUUGCCUCGUAUAAAAUGAACGCACCUUACCUGACUUUGACUUUUACAGGGAGUAGAGGGGCAGUUUGUUUGCCACCCCUUUCAUCUUCAUAAAAUGUUACCCUUUGCUCAAAGUACACAUCAGGUUUGAGAAGGAAGUAGUUUGUGUUCAAUGCACAAUCUAGAUAUUUAAUUGACACAUGUGGCCCUGACAACAUUGUGAUUGGUUCUUCCUUUGUCGUUGGGAGGACCAACCCAAGCACUUUCUCUGCGAGAGUCGGCUAGGUUAGCUUUAUACUUUGCUGGGUGUGCCAAUGCAAGCUGAGUGUCUGUGGUUGAACUCGAUACUUCACAUUCUUGGCAUGUAUUAUGUGAGCUGGGUGUAGCACUUUACAAACAGAAAUCAAGCGUGAUACAAUAGUUUCUCGUGCGGUGCAAAGAAUUUUCUAAUAGUAGUUUCGAUUAAUAUGUUAUUCGAUAUUCGCUUCAAGAUUAACUGCGAUAUUCUUACUUUUUGAAGUGUCGAUCGCGGCAAGUUAGCCCGUUUGAGUGCACUUCACACCGAGCAUCUGUGCGCUGUGGGGAAGCGCGGGUAUUGCUUUCUAGCAGUGCACAUCGGCUCAGUGAGAAGCGCACUCAACGGAGCUAUACCGCCUCGAUUAUGUGAGAGUAUACAUGGUUUGCAUGUGACGUCAUCCAAAGAGUGCUCCGAUAGCCACCAGAGAAGAGGGGAAGAAGGGGCUCCCUUCUUACCAUGACCCUCUUUUGUGUAUCCCCGAUUUGCCCGGAAAUCGCUAUUUGUCCCCCAGAAGAUUAUAGAAGAUUAACCCGUCACUUAAAAUUUCUACAAAAGCAGCUCUCUCUCUCUUUUAUGGUGGCCAAAACUAUGCGAUUUGAAGUCAUUGCAAGCCAUGUAUAUCUUAGGCAGUGAUGUCUUGAGAACCUGCACUCAUCAUUCGUGUUUAUUUUUUUUCCCAAUCUGAAUUUGGAGAAAGAAUAUUUGGGUAUAGCAAGCAGAUUUAUAAACCCGCUCGAUUAGGAUAAGCUGCAACAGUUCUGUUGCUUACAUGCCCAAGUUAAUAUAUAUAGCUAUGCUGAAAUUAACCGAGCUUAGAAGUGGAUGAGUGGAAGGUUGGGAACAGCCUCCACGAUCACGAGCUCAGCUGAAUUUUCGUUUAAGCAUGGUGCACGGUAGUGAAAGACUUGGAAAAAUUAUUUGAUAUUCGAUUAGAAAAUAUUCAGCAAAACCACUAUUCGCUUUGAACUGAAAACCCACCAUUUGCACAUGACUAAUUGUUUCGAAUUACAUUUGCAAAUGCUGUUCUUCAUACCAAAAUUGGAGACCUCCAUUGACUUCUUGUUGAAAGCUGCUUCGUUCAGACACAGUAGAAUUCUGUGAGGAGGCGGGGAGGACCGAUUUAAAUAGCAUACGUGACUAGGUUGCCCAUACCUUUAGAGACAGAAAAACAAAUCACUAACAACUCUGCACACAAGAUAUUAAUUUCGAGGCUUACUUUCAUCGUAACUUGUGAGAAAUGAUUAUUUACCAGCCCCCUUGCAAACUCGAAGUCACAGAACACAAACUAUUAAGUACAUCUGGAGUGAUCUUGUUUGUGAGUUGUGGAUGAACGGUUGGUGGUGCCUCGGAAACGUCAGGGAGAUCAAUGUGGUACCUUUCUCCCAUUGUCGACGAAUAAAGGCACAGUCUGCGAGGAAAACCAGCGUAAAGAAAAAAAGGUAAAAGCAACCAAUGACCGUCCCUUCGAUAUCUAUUCCUCGAGUGUUGUUGCCUGCUUGGCUGAUUGACUGUUUGUGGUGCUUGAUUAUGAGCGGGCAUAGUUCUGGCCACUAGUAGAAAGGUCAUGUUAAAAGAUAAUCACGUUGAUUACGCUAAACAAUGAUGCCCAAUGCUAGUAAAUUCCUGUUGUGCUUAUUGGGACUGGAGGGAUCUUUUGGGUGGGUUGUAUUGUUGCCUCUCUUUAGUAGUAAUGAUUGUGGUUGAUUCUUUUAUCCCUUUUUAAGUUCUUUUAUUGGCAUAUGAAGAGAGGCAGUUCUUUCAUGGCUAGUUGUGGUGCCAAGACAUUUGGAAUUCUAUCUAGCUGUUUAUGUCUUGACUUUUAUGAUGACUUUUAACAAUAUUUUUAUUGAGCCUCUUUGGGUUUAUUUGUAUUGUUGAUCCAUUCUGUAUGUUCGGUACACUGUCAUCCAAUCACAUUUCAUAAAGGGAAAUACUCUGUGCGACUAAAUGUGCUGUAAAGAAAUGCCAGACUGUUUAUUGGUUUUGUUUUGGGAAAUGUCCUGCCACAGUUCUAUGUUGUUUAAGACUGGUCUCCCUUUUUUCUGUCCAGAGUUUGGUUUCGUUUAUAACCUCAUUUAGUAGUAACAAGAAAAGAGUGUCGAGGAAUGGUCGCAAGUGUUUCAUAGGUUCCUUCAAGGUAGCUAUUUUUUUACCAUAGCUCAAGAUCAUGCCUUUUUGCAUUUAGUUUCCAGGCACUGUUUUUUUCUUUGUUGUUGUUGGCUCCAAGUAAAUUUGUGCCACCCAGAGCUCUUUUUCUUUUAGAUACUCAUUCUGUGUUCUUCUGUUGUCUUGCUGUUUUGUGGGUCUUAACUUCAAGGGAGAAUGUGCAGGUUUAAAAAAGCCAACCCUUUCUUUCUGCUUUCGUCUCUGCUUUUACCGAGCCAUGCAUUAUUUUAUGAGGCUCGAAUACUAACAGAAGCUUAUUGGAAGGACUGGGCACCUUUAGUAUAGUCACCAUGUUCAAUCAACUUACCUACUCUGAUUUGCACCAAUUGCAGAAAGUAAAACACUGGCUUAAUUAAUGACUUGCCAGUGGAGACACAUUAACCACACCGCUGUCGUGUCCAAACCGAGUGGGCUGGUAAUCUAAGUGAGGAGUGUGGCGCAACGAGAGCAGGGCAUGCCUUCAGCGUGCAUCAGGCUUUCCGGGGCAUCUGGCUGAUGGCACUAAUAAUACCAUGUGGCACAAUAUAUUUCAUUGUAGCUCAUAUUGGCCAGGAUAUUACAUUGCCCUUUGCCAGUUUUGCAGAUUUGUGGCAGUUAAUUUUGCACUUACCGACAACAGCUGCUGUCUAUGGUGUUUUGUUUGCUUAACUGGAAAGGCAUUAUGUCCCUGUAGAUUUCAGUUAGUAUACCUACAAUGCAAGUGAAAUGGUCGUUGUAGGAAAGCAAAAAGAAUGAAACAACUUCACUUAGACUUUUAAAUAUACUGAACCAGAUUUGCAUCUUUGCACUUGAUAGAAGACUGAGUUAAGAAGUAUUAUACUCCGCGACAACUUUUCUUGGCAAUGCAGUGAAGGUACAGGACCGCGUCCCCUCUCCCAUUUUGAGUGUGCGCGCGCUCUUCUCCUCUCUCCGGAAAUGGGGGAGGAGGAGAGCCUGCGUACACUCAAAAUGGGAGAGGGGACGCGGGACGUACCUUCCACUGCAUUGCCAAGAAAAGUUGUCGCGGUGUAUAGAAAGUUUUCUAAACUGAAAUUAACACCAUGAUGUUCGAAGAAGUCAAAGGGCGAAUUAGGGCCAACACCACUUGGAUAUUCUGAGUUAUCUGGGUUUGUUCUGUCCUGCUUGCUGUGAAUGGAGGUUGUGAAAGCCCCUUGCUGUAUAAAUACAAAUAUAUAGACAUACUCUAUUGAUUGACACACGGUUGUAUGUGGCAUACGUUAAUUGAGGCACGGAUUUUUCAAGGGUGCAGCGUGACUGCUCUGCAUUCAUGCCAUAUUGACUCUCUGUUUCACCGACAGCGUUCAAAGAUAGUAGCUUUGUGGCAAGUUGGAGGCCUUCAUUUUCAUCCCUGUGAAAAAAUAAUUUCCUGGAGCCCAUAUAUUUAAAGUGGUGUCUGUAUGCGUGUGCGUUUUUUUCCUUGGUUGCCUUCGGAGCAUAAAAUGGAAAAGAUAAAAUUUUGCUCUACUGAGUGUACAGAAGCUACAUAAAAACAUUUACAUUUUUUUUUAAAUACUAGAGGCAGAUGUUUUAUGUGUUUCAUUUAAAACAAUUUCUAAGCUCAUGUUGGCAAAACCUGGUCAGACCAGCCGUGCUCAGCAAGGAUAUUUUCCGAUGGCAGGCCCACGCUGUGGAAUAUGUCUAAAACGAGCUCUCAAUCUUUAACUUUUACACAGAAGGGCAACGACUGGUCUAAAAUUGCUCGUUUUGCUCGGCCUCAAAUAACAUUCUCUUAACCAUGAGGUUCAUUUUGUUUUAACUGCAUUAGCCCAUUACAGUGACACUUUGUCAGCGAUACUGGAAGAUGCGUGGCAUCAUCGGCGUGUCCAGGGUGGCAGCAGAUCGAGUGGUGUCUUUAUGUCGACGGGCAGCACGAUCUAGUGACAGGAUCAGCUCAGGAGGUCACUUUUGUACAAAAGGAGGCAAGCUUGCUGACGUGGAAGUUUGGCAGGGGAGGAGGGGAUGGCGGGCGGGGCAUCCUAUACCACUGCCAUAUUGUGCGAGGAUCAAAUCUGCGGAGCAUUCGACUUUUUUUCUUGCCUGCUUUUUCUUUUCUCCCCCGCACGGUUUUUGGCAACCUCAUUGUUCUUACAUACUCAAAGUUUUCCCUUUGCAAGCACAGUCAGUCUCGUGAUGUAUACUAGCUCGUGGUUGGCUGUUUUUCUAUGUUUCUACGAGACUGCCCGCGGAGCUUGCAUGUAGAAUGUUUAUAAAUAAGGUAGAGCUUGGUGCACGUGCUGAUUGCGGUCCUUAAACGAGUCUGUCCCGAGCUGGUUUCGUUAAUGUGGCAGUUUUCUUUUGUGUCGGAACAUAACAAUAGGAUGUCUACGAAAAUUGUGCAGCCUUUGUAGUGAUGAUUUACUGCUUUUGCAAUUUUGUUUUGGUCCCUCUACUGCAUUUGUGGGAGAAAGGGUUGUUCUGAUUGCUGUGAACAAUGAUAGUUGUGUUGAAGAGCUUUUAUGGAAUUCUUUAUUUCUCUUUUGGGCUUAUGCAUAAAGCUGACGCUUCGCUGUGCCGUAAAAGAAAGGUGCAAAGUGUUUAGCUGUUGUCAUAUUGCCUGACGUCCUGAUAAAACUCCUGUCAAAAGGUGGCAAGUGUUUUCUUAAGAAUGAGAUUGUAAUGUUUCUAUAGAUGCUCCCUUAUAGAGAAAUCUUCUAAAAAUUGUUAAUGAAGGUUUUUGUACAUAGUUGACAAAUGAUUGUGGCCAUAGGGUUUGGAUUUGAGACUGUUUAGGCAACAUUGCCAAGGACUGGUGUUCCCUCUGUAUCUAGAUUUGUGCAAUUUCAACAAUCAAAACAAGUGAUUUGACCCUUGGCUGUGCAAUAUCGUUUUGGGGGUUUCAGCACACAAGUGGCAAUAUGAGAUAAAGUCCAGUGCUCAGGUCUCAACUAGAAAACUAUUCAAGGGAAUGGAACAUUAUUGAUUAAAUGUAGCAUAUCCCUUGCUAAGGGCUCGCCGAUCGUUCCCUUGUUUGAUUUGCAAACGAAUGAUGAGAACAUUUAUGAUUUGGAUUUCACCACUCGGCAUUGCGUUUCAAACAUGACUGAGCUGCCUGUUGUGGAGUUCUGCACUUCUAAUGUCUGUGCAGUAGUUGCAGGAAGAAACAAAACCUCAGGAAGUGGCAAAAAUAUUUUCCAGUUCUGAACCUGCAAAUGGCCUGGGCUUUGGGGGCAGUUAUGGGGAAUGGACAACUGCACCCCUUUUGAAAAGAGGCUUGUUUAUUUAUCCUUCACGAGCAUAGCUCUAGACAUCUUUUUUUUCUUUUUGGCAGCUUGGGUUGCAUUUGUUUACUUUGAGUACAUAUAUGUAUAUGUAUAGUUAUUUUUGUUUCCUCGGUUGACUGUAACCGCUUUACCAUGUCGUCGGAGUGUUGGAUGUCGGUCCCCUUGGUCACAAGGAUGCCGUCUAUGGUUGUGUGCACUCUGCAUUGGACUGUCUUGCCUUCGUUUAGGGUCGUUUUACAAAAACCACAAAUAAAAAGUUGAACCUUUGA
Messenger RNA from Ixodes scapularis (black-legged tick), 7823 nucleotides. Its product is annotated as transmembrane protein 47. Gene Ontology annotation, cellular component: cell-cell junction; membrane. The record is from RefSeq and is a predicted model, not a curated record. NCBI's taxonomy places the organism in Eukaryota, Metazoa, Arthropoda, Arachnida, Ixodida, Ixodidae. Gene Ontology annotation, biological process: cell-cell adhesion.